Bathycoccus prasinos is the source of this 414-nucleotide messenger RNA. RefSeq lists its product with no specific name. The transcript has a single exon. The record is from RefSeq and is a predicted model, not a curated record. Bases 1 to 414 code for a protein of 137 amino acids. NCBI's taxonomy places the organism in Eukaryota, Viridiplantae, Chlorophyta, Mamiellophyceae, Mamiellales, Bathycoccaceae.
AUGGAGCAAAUGAAACAUUUCGUUGACACAGGCACGACCGUUCGCGUGUCUGUCACGGAUGGACGCGUAUUCACGGGGACGUUAGGGUGCGUCGAUAAACAGUUGAACGUGGUGUUAAUCAACGCCACGGAGACGUUUAAGAAGAAGAAGAAGAAGAGCAAAAGAGGAGGAAAAGAGAAGGAAAAGAGAGAAAACGAAGAGAAGGAAGAAGAGAACAACAAAAGCGAUGAUGAUGUUGAGACGAGCAGUAGCAGUAGUCCACGAGUGAUUAACAUGGCCCUGAUUGCGAGAGAACACCGCGUGAAAAUGGAACGGCUCGUCGAAGAAGAAGAAAAGGAAAAGGAAAAGGAGAAUUCGGCGAAUACUAAAAGUCUCCUCGAAAGCGCUCUGGAAAGCGGAUUGAGAAUACUGUAG